UCCCGCCGGCACGCAACGUACGUCUCUCGUGAUCGAUCUGUCUUCCUUACAACACUUUCAGUGACAGACAUCUAACCAAGGUGUCCAAGAUGUCGACCAUCCUCCAGCACAAAGCCUUCAGCGGCUCUUCCGCCUCUUUCUCCAGUUCUAGCGGCGGUGGUGGCGGCCGUGCGGGCGGCGGAGCGUCUUUCGGCGGCGGCGGCGGAGGCUUUAGCGCGGGGGGCAGGGCCGGCUUCGGCGGCGGCGGAGGCAGCGCUCGUGUCUCCAUGAGCUCCAGUAGUUUCAGUGCCAGCUCCCGCGGAGGCGGCUAUGGAGGAGGCAGGGCUGCAGGAGGGGGAGCCCGGAUGGUCGGGGCAGGAGGAGCAAGGGCAGGCGGCGGAGGCAGGAGCUACGGAGGAGUCUCCAUGACCGCAGAACAAGCCCAACAGAUGCUGGUGAACCUGGGCGAGGUCCGCGUCGACCGAGUCGGCGACAAGGACGAGCUGGCCGGGCUGAACGACCGUUUCGCCAGCUUCAUCAACAAGGUCCGCUACCUGGAAGACAUGAACCGCAAGCUCACCGCGCAGCUCGAGAUGGUACAGAGGAAGGGGGGAGCCGGGGCGCCCGACAUCGGCAAGAUGUGGGAGGCAGAGCUGAACAACAUCAGGAAGCUGAUCGAAGUCGUCAACAACGAGAAGAACGCACUGAACUCGGAGAAAGACGGCCUGCAGGGAGAGGCCGCGACUCUGAAAGCAAGCUAUGAGGAGGAGAAGACACGUAACGAAGGCCUGCAGGAUGAGAUCACGGCCCUCAGGCCUGACGUGGACAACGUGAGUGUAGAACGCGUGGACCUGGAGGCCCGGCUGGACACCAUCAAGGCAGAGAUAGACUUCCUCAAGGAGGUGUACGCAGCGGAACUGGACGCCCUCCGAGGACAGAUCCUGGACGACGGACCAGGCGGUGCUGGCGUUAUCAACAUCGACGCCGGCGGCGCGCCAGACAUCGACUUCCAGAGCAUCCUGGACGAAGUGCGCGCCCAGUACGAAGCCCUGGCACUGCAGUCUAAACAGGAGGCACAGGGAUGGUAUGACACAAAGAUCGCAGGUCUGCAGGGCCAGCAGGCCGGGGCCGGCAGAGGUCUGGAUGACGCCCGCUCGGAGCUGAGCAGGAUGACAAGCGAGCUGAAGAGGCUGCAGGCUCAGAUUGAAGCUGCCAAGGCCAGGAACGCCCAGCUCCAGGCCCAGCUCGACUCUGUUCAGGAACGCGGCACGCAGCAGCUGGAGGCUAAACAGGCGGAAAUCACCGCACUGGAGGAGGAACUGACCGAGCUCCGCAGCAAGAUCAAGGAACAGAUGGUAGAAUACCAGGCACUGAUGGCCGUCAAGAUGGCCCUGGACGUCGAGAUCGGCGCCUACCGCAAACUUCUGGAAGGCGAGGAGGGCCGCUUCGGACAGGGACUGUCGAUGGGCGGCGGUGGCGGCGGCGGCGGCGGUGGCGGUUUCGGCAUUGGUGGAGGCGGAGGCGGAGGCUUCAGCGCUGGCGGCGGCGGAGGUUUCAGCUCUAGCGGCGGAGGUUUCAGCUCUGGCGGUGGGGGCGGCUUCAAGGGCGGUUCCAGCGGAGGAAGCCUCCAGAUUCAAUCAGGUUGAUGUGUGCCGUGCCAAAUCACCGCGCACAACGCCCCCCUCGUGUCUGUCUGGCCACAUAAUCUCCUCCAACUUCUCAGCAAGAUGGCAACGAUUCUGCAGCACAGCGCCUUCAAGUCCAGCUCCUCGGCGUCUUUCUCGUCGAGUUCUGGUGGUGGCGGAGGCGGCAGCAGCUUCCGAAUGUCGUCCUCCGGUGGUGGUGGAGGAGCUGGCUUCGGCGGAGGGGCUAGCAUGGGCGGGGCGGCCGGUCUCGGAGGGAGGGCCAGUUUCGGAGGUGGUGGGGCCCGCAGCUCCUCAAGCUCCGCAAGCUUCAGCAUGUCUUCCCGCAGCGGAGGGGGAGGAGGCUUCCGCGCUGGAGGAGGUGGUGGAGCACGCAUGGUGGGAGCAAGAGGCGGCGGCGGCGGUGGAGCACGCAGCUUCGGAGGCGUCUCUAUGACCACAGAGCAGGCCGCCCAGAUGCUCACCAGCCUGGGCGAGGUCCGCGUGGACCGAACCGGCAACAAGGACGAGCUUGCCGGGCUGAACGACCGAUUCGCCAGCUUCAUCAACCAGGUGCGCUACCUGGAGAACAUGAACCGCAAGCUCACCAUGCAGCUACAGAUGGUGCAGAAGCAGGCCGGCGUUGGAGGGCCGGACAUCGGCAAGAUGUGGGAGGCAGAGCUGAACAACAUCAAGCGGCUCACCGAGGUCGUCAUCAACGAGAAGAACGUCCUGCAAUCCGAGAGCGACGGACUCAAGGCUGAAGUUACCAGCAUAAAAGCAAGCUACGACACAGAGCACACGACUGUGGAGACGCUUCGGGCGGAGGUGGACAAGCUGAGACCUGACAUGGACAGCGUGAGUGUAGAACGCGUGGACCUGGAGGCCCGGCUGGACACCAUCAAGGCAGAGAUAGACUUCCUCAAGGAGGUGUACGCAGCGGAGCUUGAGGCACUGCAGGGACAAGUGUUGGGCGGGGACGGCGGCGGCGUUUUUGAGCUGGAAGCCAUGGCGGCCCCUGAAAUCGACUUCGAGAGCAUCCUGCAGGACGUGCGCAUGCAGUAUGAAUCUCUGGCACUGCAGUCUAAACAGGAGGCACAGAGCUGGUAUGACACGAAGUUCCAGACCCUGCAGCAGCAGAGCGGGUCUGCCAGUGGCGGUUUGGACGCUGCCCGUGCCGAGCUGUCCAAGUACGGCAGUCAGAUGAAGCAAAUACAAGCACAGAUAGACGCCGCCAAAUCAAGGAACGCGCGGUUUGAGGAACAACUAGCGGCCGUGGAGGCGAAGGGAGUGGCCCAGCUCGAGGCGAAACAGACUGAGAUCAGCGCUCUGGAGACGGAACUACAGGAACUGCGCGGUCAGAUCUCCGUGCAGAUGGCCGAGUACACCCAGCUCAUGAACGUCAAGAUGGCGCUGGAUGUGGAGAUCGCCGCCUACCGUAAACUGCUGGAAGGUGAGGAGAGCCGCCUAGGCGCGGGGCUGUCACUCGGCGGAGGUGGAGGCGGAGGAGGAGCCGGAGGUGCGAUGAUGCUCGGCGGCGGUGGAGGCGGCGGCAUGGGAGGUGGCUUCGCGGGGGGUAGCUCCAGCUUCGCGGGGGGUAGCUCCAGCUUCGCGGGGGGUAGCUCCAGCUUCAGCUCUUCCAGCUCUACCUUCAAAGCCAGUGGCGGAGGAAUGUCCAUGUCCAUGUCGUCUGGGACGUUCUAAUUCACCUCUACAUCCGGGCGAUUCAACUUGGCACCCGCAGUUGAAGUAGAAGUCGUUAACUAGACUUCUGGCCUAGAGAUAAAAGCUGGUGACUAGCCUACAGUGGGGGAAUGAACAGCACAGCCCAAAUGUCAACAGGGUUUCCAUACACUAAGAAAGUGUAUGCUGCUCCUAGAUCACAUAGUAAUUACGCCUCAUGCAAGUAAUAGUGUAGCUAAGCGCUUUUCCUGCUGCAACUUUUGAAGUUAGCCCGUUUGUUUUUGUUGGAAAUUUCGAGCAAUGUGUGGUGGCUGCUUUCUGCAUAGUUCCAUUGUAUUACACAUUUCAAAAGACCUUUAACCCCUGAGGUCUUACAAUUAUUCAGAAAUCAGAUACUUAAGACAAAUGUUUUACAUCAAUUGGUUCUGUAAUUGCUGGGGUUUGCUUAACGUUAAGUACCUUUAUAUCAUAAAUUCCCUGGGUGAUUGCGUCUUGGCCAUAAUUAGCAAUCUCUUGUUAAACAAGUGGUUGUGAAUAAAGGGCUUUACUAUUAAGUUUUGUACGUAGUACCUCAUCUGUCGAUCUGUUA
This is a messenger RNA of Branchiostoma belcheri (Belcher's lancelet), 3873 nucleotides long. RefSeq names its product keratin, type II cytoskeletal 5-like. The record is from RefSeq and is a predicted model, not a curated record. Lineage: Eukaryota; Metazoa; Chordata; Leptocardii; Amphioxiformes; Branchiostomatidae.